This is a messenger RNA of Malus domestica (apple), 1090 nucleotides long. RefSeq names its product MOB kinase activator-like 1A. The record is from RefSeq and is a predicted model, not a curated record. Gene Ontology annotation, cellular component: cytoplasm. Lineage: Eukaryota; Viridiplantae; Streptophyta; Magnoliopsida; Rosales; Rosaceae.
GUUAGCAGGGUGACAACCAAAUGGAAAAGAAAGGAAGACAAACCCUUUCUCUCUCUACGUCUGAGAUGUAAAUGACAGACUGGCAUUAGCAAGAGCUAGAGAGAGAGGGACGAGAUGAGUCUCUUUGGCCUGGGAAGCAGAAACCAGAAGACAUUCCGGCCGAAAAAGAGCGCUCCGUCCGGCAGUAAGGGUGCCCAGCUUCAGAAACACAUUGAUGCUACUUUGGGCAGUGGCAACCUGAGGGAGGCGGUUCGUCUGCCUCCCGGCGAAGAUAUAAACGAAUGGCUGGCAGUAAACACUGUCGAUUUUUUCAACCAAGUGAACAUUCUAUAUGGAACUCUCACGGAGUUCUGCACGCCGGUCAAUUGUCCGACUAUGUCUGCAGGGCCAAAGUAUGAGUACAGAUGGGCUGAUGGAGUAAACAUCAAGAAGCCGAUUGAGGUCUCUGCUCCAAAAUAUGUCGAGUAUCUAAUGGACUGGAUCGAAGUUCAGCUCGAUGAGGAAUCCAUCUUUCCUCAAAGAUUGGGAGCUCCGUUUCCGUCCAAUUUCCAAGAUGUUGUCAAGACCAUUUUUAAGCGGCUGUUUCGCGUUUACGCGCAUAUCUACCAUUCUCAUUUCCAGAAAAUUGUGAGCUUGAAGGAAGAAGCUCAUCUCAACACUUGCUUCAAGCACUUUGUUCUCUUCACAUGCGAAUUCCGCUUGAUUGACAAAGGGGAGCUUGCGCCUCUUCAGGACCUGGUUGAGUCCAUUUUACAGCCUAAGUGAUCUCUGGAAUUUUGGUCUGAUGUUUCUGGAUUUUGGUUCGGUUUUGGAGCACACAAUUUUGUCAGCUUCUUUUCUAUAUCCCUCUCCUGUCCUUGUUAUGGACCAUUUUCUUAGAUUUUGGGAAUUUUAAGAAAGCUGUUUCUGCUUGUAAUUUAUGUUCCAAGCAAUUAUCUCAUGUCAAAUUACAACCGUACAGCCUGUUUGAUCAAAAUUGCUAGUCGUGCAUCAGUUUGGAUGAUAGGAUUGGUAAUUUCAUUCAGGUUACUUGUAAGCGACUCAGAUUCACCGGUUAAUUUCUUGGAAUAACGCACAUUCAAUCGUUAAA